This is a messenger RNA of Lathyrus oleraceus (garden pea), 1921 nucleotides long. RefSeq names its product auxin response factor 18. The transcript is spliced from 4 exons. Bases 53 to 1921 code for a protein of 622 amino acids. Gene Ontology annotation, cellular component: nucleus. The record is from RefSeq and is a predicted model, not a curated record. Gene Ontology annotation, biological process: response to hormone; regulation of DNA-templated transcription. Gene Ontology annotation, molecular function: DNA binding. Lineage: Eukaryota; Viridiplantae; Streptophyta; Magnoliopsida; Fabales; Fabaceae.
CACUCACAACAACACUUUUUCAUAACUAACUCCGGCAGAACUCAAUUUCGAAAUGGUGAGAACUAGCAAAGCAAACAGAAGAGGUUGUAAUCGAGAUGCUGCUAAUAUGAAUAACGAGUCAGAGAAGAAGUCGAUGGAUGGGAACAAAGAUGUGGAUCCUCAGUUAUGGCAUGCGGUUGCUGGAGGAAUGGUGCAAAUUCCAGAAGUUAACUCUAAGAUCUUCUACUUCCCUCAAGGUCAUGCCGAGCAUGCGUAUGAACCUGUCAAUUUUAGUGUUGACUUCAAAACUCCAUCUUUUAUUCCAUGUAGAGUUGCGGCUAUUGAUUAUAGGGCUGAUCCGGAGACAGAUGAGGUAUAUGCAAAACUCCGGCUUGUUCCUUUACAUAUUAACGAGGUUGGUUUUGAUAAUGACGCUGUUGCUGGCAUCGAUGAGAUGCCGGAGACUAAGAAUAAAUAUCAAUCUUAUACAAAAGUCUUGACACAAUCUGAUGCAAACAAUGGUGGUGGAUUUUCUUGUCCUAGGUAUUGUGCAGAAACACUUUUUCCUCCACUAGACUAUUCAGGUAUCCCUCCUUCUCAGUACAUAUAUCCCACUGAUGUUCAUGGUGAAACGUGGGAAUUCAAACAUGUUUAUAGGGGCACGCCGAAGCGGCAUUUGUUAACAACCAACUGGAGUGAUUUUGUAACAGACAAGCUACUUGUUUCGGGGGAUUCACUUGUGUUUUUGAGGGCUGAAAACGGUGAUCUUCAUGUUGGAAUUCGAAGGUCUAAAAGACGAAACGAUAUUGGAAUUAACCCUUCAUCAAAGAGGAAACAUGAUAGUGAGAUUGGAAUUCGUAUUGGAUUAUCAUACUUAGGACUUACCUCGUCUUCAGAAGAGAUAGAUAAUAAACUUCAAAAAAAUGAUAAAGAAAAUGGAUUGAGAAUAAGUGAUAAGAUUAUGGGUAGGGGAAAAGUGAAGGCGGAAGAUGUUCUUGAAGCAGUAAGACUUGGUGUCAAUAUGCAGCCGUUUGAUGUUGUUUACUAUCCUCGGGUUGGUACUCCCGAGUUUUUUGUGAAAACCUCUUUGAUAAGAACAGCACUUCAGAUUAGGUGGUGUUGUGGAAUGAGGUUCAAGAUGGCCAUUGAAACCGAAGACUCAUCAAGGAUAAGUUGGUUUAUGGGAACCAUUGCUUCUGUUGAGGCUGCUGAUCCAGCAUGGCCAGACUCUCUUUGGAAAUCUCUGCAGGUUACAUGGGAUGAACCUGAUUUACUUAAAAAUACGAAAAGGGUGAAUCCGUGGCAAGUGGAAAUAGUAUCGAACAUGCCUUCAAUCCCUUUUUCCUCUUUCUUGCCACCAUCACGGAAGAAACUGAGAUUGCUUGAACAUCAAGCUUUCCCCAUUGAUGGCCAAUUUUCAAUGCCGACUUUUCCAAACUACAUUCAAACUCCAAAUGUUCCAAUAUUUCAUUUACCAGAAACUAGUCUUGCUGGUAUGCAGGGAGCCAGGCAUGAUCCUUUUGGUCUUUCUUUAUCGGACCUUCACAUCAAUAAGUCUCCAUUAGGUCUCUUUAAGCCUAAUUUCCAACAACCAUUUGACCACAAUGCUUCAACAUCGAUGACUGUCCCAAGUAAAGCUGUAUUGCCAAAGGCAAACGAUAGUGAGAAUGUUUCGUGCUCAGCAUCAGAGAAGCAGGAUCAUGCAAAGCCGACUCAGAUUGUGCUUUUUGGCCAAACCAUACUGAUUGACCCGGGGCAUGAAAAUGCUGUGAAGAAAAUCACUAGUAAUUUUUCUAGUCAGCUACAAGACCCGCCAAAACAAACCUCUGGUGAGAGGCAUGAAGAAAAUUUGGCAGGAGAAACAUUGGAGAUUGAACAUUCAGAAACUUCAUCGAAAGAGAUAGGAGGAUCAUAUGUGGCUUAUUUGGGUGGUUUAUCUUGA